AUGGAUCCAAUUAUUCAAACCAUUCAAUUAUUCCAACAUACUCUUCAUCAUGACGCUAAUGUCAUUAAAGCUGCUGAAGCUCAACUUCAACAAAUUAAAGUAACUGAUGGAUAUUCAAGAAUUUUAUUAAAAAUUUUAGCAUCAAAUGAAGUUGAUAUUUCAAUUAGACAAGGUGUUUCAAUUUUUUUAAAGAAUAUGAUCAUUACAAAAUGGAGAGGUGCUGAAGAUGAAUCACCAAUCACUCAAGAGGAUGCAGAAUUCAUUAAAGAGAAUCUCAUUGAUCUUUUAGUUCAUUCACAUCAUUUAGUUCAAAAUCAAAUUGAAGCAAUGAUUGAAAUUAUUGCAAAUCGUGAUUUCCCUGAAAAAUGGACUUCAUUAUUACCAAAAUCAAUUCAAUAUAUUAAUACUCAAGAUGUUAAAUUAAUUUUAGCUGGUUUAACUUCAAUUCAAUUAGGUAUUAAAAGAUUUAGAUAUGUAACAAUGGGUGAUAAAAAAAAAGAAUUAUUAUACACAAUUGUAAAUGAAAUUUUCCCAUUAUUAUUACAAAUUUUAGAAUUUUUAUCACAACAUCAAACAAUUGAAUCAGCAUUAAUGCAAAAAAAAGUUAUAAAAAUUUUUGGAUAUGCAAUUCAUUUUGAAAUUCCAGAUUUAUUAAUUCAACCAGAAGUUUUUAAUAAAUGGUUAAGUCAAUUUGUACGUAUUAUUCAAAGACCAAUUACACCACAAGAGAAUGUUAAACAUGCAGAUGAUUGUAGAAAGAAUCAAUGGUGGUUAUUAAAGAGAACUACAGCCAAACUUUUGAAUUUAUUAUUUAGAAAAUCAGCAACUAGUGUUAGAUCAACCGAUCAUUCAUCAGUUAAAGCAUUGAAUAAAUUAUUUAUGCCAGUUUAUUCAGUUGAAGUUAUGAAAGUAUUCUAUGAACAAUUAUCAACAUUGGAACAAUUAUAUAAAGGAGUUCACUAUGAACGUUAUCAACAAAAAUUGAUUGAAUAUUUUUCAUUCGCUAUUAAAUAUGGUGUAACUUAUGUUGCAAUGAAACCAUGGUUAUCAACUUUAAUUCAACAAGUUUUAUUCCCAAUCAUUUGUUUCAAUGAUAGAGAUGCUGAACUUUGGGAAUGUGAUCCAAAUGAAUUCCUUCGUUCUCAAUUUGAAUCUUCAAUGACUUUUGCAACUGCUCGUAUUGAAGUAUUAAAUUUCAUUAUCGAUGUAGUUGGUAAACGUGGUAGAGCCAAUCUUGAUAUGAUUAUGGGAUUUUGUAUUCAAUCAUUAAAUAAAUACAAUGCUGCCACCAAUGCCUCUGAAAAGAAUCCACGUGAAAAAGAUGGUGUAUUAGUUAUUAUUAGUGUAUUAUCUGCUUAUUUAAAGAAUAUUUCAUUCUAUAAAUCAAAUCUUGAACAAAUGUUAUUACUUCAUGUUUUCCCAGAACUUAGUUCACCACAUGGUUUCUUGAAAGCUCGUGCAUGUUCAUUAUUUAGUGAAUUUUAUAAUAUUGAAUUCACAGAUCCAGUUUAUUUUUCAAAUGCAUUGAAAUUGAUUUUAGGUUUAAUGUCUGAUAAUGAUUUACCAGUUCGUGUUAAAGCUGGUACAUCCAUUUGUAAUUUAGUACGUGCAAAUCAAGGUGUUGACGAACUUCGUCCAAUUCUUCCACAAUUAUUAGAUAAAAUUUUCAGUUUACUUAGUGAAGCCGAAUCUGAAGAUCUCGUAAUUGCUAUUGAAUCGAUUAUUCAACGUUUUAAACAUGAAAUUGCACCAUAUGCCGUUAACCUUUGUAAGAAUUUAUCUGAACAAUUUUUACGUCUACUUGAAUUGGAAGAAUCUGAUGAAAGUGGUGAAAGUGGUUUCGCAAGUCAAGAAUGUUUAGGUGUUUAUUGUACACUUUUAAGAGCACUUAAAGAUAUUCCAGAUGUUUUCAAUUCAUUAGAACAACAAAUCGUACCAAUUCUUCAAAAACUUUUCACCUCUGAUCAUAUGAUGUAUUUGGAUGAAGCACUUCGUAUUCUUACUUUUGUUACCUAUUAUCCAAAAUCUAUUUCACCAUUGGUUUGGUCAUUAUUCCCUCAAAUUAUGAAUCUUUUCGAUGAAUGUGCUUGUGAUUUCGCUUCCUCCUACGUUAAUCCAUUGGAUAACUAUAUCUCUUAUGGUACUGAAUAUUUCCUUUCCAAUCAACAAUACAUUGAAAUGGUAUUCAAUAUGUAUAAAAAGAUGGUUGGUGAUAUUAAUCAACAACCAGUUGAUGCUGGUGAUUGUUGUAAAAUCAUGGAAUCUUUAAUUCAACGUGCUAAAGGUCGUAUUGAUUAUAUGAUUGUACCAGUUUUAGAAUUGGCUUGUGGUCGUUUACUCAAUACCGAUAAAAAUAAUCAAAAAUCAAAAGAAUUUACAGUUUAUCUCUUGGAAAUCAUUGCCAAUUGUAUCUAUUAUAAUCCAUUGAUCUCAACUCAAUAUUUAGAAUCAAAGAAUUUAGUUGAACCAAUCUUUGGUUUAUGGUUUAAUAGAAUUAAACAUUUCCAAAGAUUCUAUGAUAAAAAGAUCUCAGUUUUAGCAUUCUCAUCAUUACUUACCCUUAAUCCAAGUCCAAAUUUCGUUAAAUUUGGUACAUCUUUAAUCUUGGAGAAAAUGUUACAAUUCACCAAAGAUAUGUUAUCCAUUGAAAAGGAAUUAGAUAAACAAGAGGCUGAACGUGAACAAAAAAUUAAAGAUGGUACACUUAAACCAGAGGAAGAAGAAUUCAUUGAUGAAAAUGAUGAAGAAGAUUAUUUUGAUAAUCAUAAAUUUGAAUUUGAAUUCACUGAAAUUCCAGAUAAUCAAGAUUGUCAACAUGAUGAUGAAGGUGAAGUAUUCUUGGAUGAUAUUGAAAAAGCAACUGAAUACUUUGAAAAUGGUGGUGAUUUAGGUGAAGAUGAAGGUGAUAACUUUGAUGAUCAAAACGACGAUGAUGAUCAAGAUUCUGAAGAAGAUCUCUUUGAAGAUGAAGAUACUCCAGACUUUGAAACCCCAAUUGAUGAAGUUGAUGGUUUCGAAUUUAUGAUUAAUUCAAUUCAAAAUUUCUUCCAAAUUAAUCCAACUUGUAUUCAACAAAUCUCUGAAAAACAACAAGAAAAAAUUAAAAAAUAUGUUGCUUCAGCUCCAGCAAGAAAAGAAAAAUUAAGAUUAGAAAAAGAAAAAGAAGAAAAAUUAAAACAACAACAACAAAAAAAAUAA
Molecule: messenger RNA, 3198 nt
Organism: Dictyostelium discoideum AX4
Lineage: Eukaryota; Evosea; Eumycetozoa; Dictyosteliales; Dictyosteliaceae
Exons: 3
Coding region: 1-3198 (1065 amino acids)
Biological process (GO): intracellular protein transport
Cellular component (GO): cytoplasm; nucleus
Molecular function (GO): small GTPase binding
Source: RefSeq, a predicted model, not a curated record